Molecule: messenger RNA, 549 nt
Organism: Salvelinus sp. IW2-2015
Lineage: Eukaryota; Metazoa; Chordata; Actinopteri; Salmoniformes; Salmonidae
Product: nidogen-1
Source: RefSeq, a predicted model, not a curated record
CCUCUUAGAUCUGGAGAGUCCAGAAGGGAUCGCUAUAGACCAUGUGGGUCGGACACUGUUCUGGACAGAUUCUAUGAAAGACCGCAUCGAGGUAGCCUCUCUGGAUGGGACCAAGCGACGCGUCCUCAUCGACACGAACUUGGUCAACCCCCGAGCCAUCAUCGUUGACCCUGUCAAUGGCAACAUGUACUGGGCAGACUGGAACCGCGAAGCUCCUAAAAUCGAGACUUCUGCCAUGGAUGGGACCAACAGGAGAGUUCUGGUGAAGGAUGACCUGGGGCUACCGAACGGACUCACCUACGACCCGCAGAGCUCUCAGCUGUGCUGGGCCGAUGCAGGAACACACAUGAUCGAGUGUAUGAACCCAGUGCAGGGAGACAGGAGGAAGGCCAUGAAGGCGAUCCAGUACCCAUUUGGAAUCACCUCCUAUGGGAAGAACAUCUACUACACUGACUGGAGGAGGUAGACAGGAUCCAGACAUAACUAUCAUAAUAUCUACUACACUGACUGGAGGAGGCAGACUGGAUCCAGACAUAACUAUCAUAAUAU